This is a messenger RNA of Verruconis gallopava, 1329 nucleotides long. RefSeq lists its product as uncharacterized. Gene Ontology annotation, cellular component: nucleus. The record is from RefSeq and is a predicted model, not a curated record. The transcript has a single exon. Gene Ontology annotation, biological process: rRNA processing. The coding region runs from base 138 to 1205 and encodes 355 amino acids. NCBI's taxonomy places the organism in Eukaryota, Fungi, Ascomycota, Dothideomycetes, Venturiales, Sympoventuriaceae.
CGCGACGGCAUCUUUCCAGAAUUCCCAUGCCAUUGCCGUCGUAACUCUCAAUGCCCUCUCAAAAGUCAAGGCUUUUCUCCAUUCCUUGUCACUACCGUCCUCGGCGUCGCAUACGUCGCUAAUCUCGCUCCUACACUAUGACCAAAUCCGCCAAAGCCAAAAAAGAGAAGAAGAAAGAUUUUCAAAAAGUCAAGCUCAAGGUUGGAAAGACGAAGGCGAAAGCAGACAACUACACCGACACGUCUUUCAAGGCUCGAUCGAUCGCUGUGCUUCAGCAAUCGCUGACGACAAAUGCACCGUCUACCGUUGCACAAUUCAACCACCAUCUCAGCUUGCUAGGACAUAAGAGCGAAGGACAGCGGUUGCAGAGCCUAAAUCACUUGACAAGCGUGCUCCAGAUAUGUUGCGAUCAGGGGAGCGAAUUGCCACAACCAGCAAGUGUGAUCGUGGGAAAAGUACAGCCGCUCAUUCGGGAUAGUAGCGGAGCUGUUAGGACUCAGGUGUUGAAAUUAUUAAAGUGCUUGCCGAAGCAGGACGUGAAAGUCCACAUCGAAGGACUACUGUUGUGGGUGCGACUGGGUAUGACGAAUCUGAGCACGCCAGUGAAAAUGGGCGCUCUGGACGUGCUUGAAUGGAUGUGUGAGGUCACAGGCAGGGAGGUGGUCAGCUGCGCGGGAGGAUGGUCAAAGACUUUAAAGUGCUUCGCGGGAAUUUUGGGCUGGGAUGCACCCGCUGCAACUGCGCCCAAGGACGGAAAGGGGGCGUGGACGUCAACGCCGAGCGCCGCGACUAAAGGGACAAUUGACGGAAAGCUGCUGUUGAAGACGCUAACGGUGCUCACGCUAUUUCUGCGCAACGGGCUGUUGCCUUUGACUCAAAACGAGGAAGACGAUGCAGAUGUGAGGCUUGCCGCGAGAAUUUUCCCACUGUGGCAGACUCACCAGCAUAUGUUGCCAACUCGAACGACACUGAACAGCCACUAUACAUAUCUCGAUUUAUUCGGGGGCCCCAAGGAUGAAGAAGGCGCUGCAUACGAAGGAUGGGAGGAACGCUGUAUAUAUUUCGACGAGAAGUGGCGGGGCAGUUUUGAGACUGGCAUUGUGAAAGUAGCCAAAGAAGGUGGAGGUGUUGGUAGAGCUGCUGUCAGCCUUCACAAGGUGCUCAAUGCUGCGAAGGAUUCCAUGGAACAGGAGGGUCUUGCUUGAUUGACGCUUUUUUGUCUUAUAUUGUUUGCAUAGAUGUCGCCAGAUACCCUCUCAACUUGUCUAUGGUAUGAUCUAUCUAUCGAGCCUGGAUACCAGCCCCUAUCUUCUCGUUAAAUACUUCCUG